Messenger RNA from Podarcis raffonei (Aeolian wall lizard), 600 nucleotides. RefSeq names its product vomeronasal type-2 receptor 26-like. The record is from RefSeq and is a predicted model, not a curated record. The coding region runs from base 1 to 600 and encodes 199 amino acids. NCBI's taxonomy places the organism in Eukaryota, Metazoa, Chordata, Lepidosauria, Squamata, Lacertidae. Gene Ontology annotation, molecular function: G protein-coupled receptor activity. Gene Ontology annotation, biological process: G protein-coupled receptor signaling pathway. The transcript has 2 exons. Gene Ontology annotation, cellular component: membrane.
AUGUCUGGAUGUGCUGUGUCAAUUUCUUGCAUCUUGGCCAAAACUGUCAUUGUGAUUCUCGCUUUCAUGGCCACCAAGCCAGGAUCCAAUAUGAGGACAUGGAUGGGGAAAGAUCUGGCCAGCUCCAUUGUUCUAUGCUUCUCCUUUAUUCAAGCCACCAUUUGCACAGUGUGGCUGGUAACUUCUCCUCCAUUCCCAGAUAUGGACAUGCACUCCAUGACUAAAGAAAUUAUACUGGAGUGUAAUGAAGGUUCCACUAUCAUGUUCUACUCAGUCCUGGGCUUUAUGGGCUUCCUGGCCAUUGUCAGCUUUGCUGUGGCCUUCCUAGCCAGGAAGUUGCCUGACAGCUUCAAUGAAGCCAAGUUCAUCACCUUCAGCAUGAUGGUCUUCUGCAGUGUUUGGUUGUCUUUUAUUCCAACCUACCUGAGCACCAAGGGGAAGUACAUGGUGGCUGUGGAGAUCUUCUCUAUCUUAGCCUCCAGCUUGGGGCUACUGGGUUGCAUCUUUUCCCCAAAAUGUUACAUCAUUUUGAUGAGACCAGAACUGAACAACAAAGAACAACUUAUGAGGAAAAAAGUAAAGCAUUUUAAGCCCAAAUAG